ACCCCGUCUCUGCUGAGGGAGGCCGCAACGGCUGGGAAGGGGCUGCCGGCGGCCAAUGCGAAAUUGGUUGGUGCUUCUGUGCCCGUGUGCGGUCGGGGUCGUGCUGCACCUCUGGUUGCUUCUCCUCAGCUGCCCGGCUAGUGGCCCCGGCAAGCAGCACCCUGCAGGUCUACUGGCUUUCUUUCCUCACUGGAAACCAAAGCAUUAUGAUGUCAUCGUAGGGGUACUGUCUGCACGACAUAAUGAUGGGUUGCGGAAUGCUAUAAGGAACACUUGGUUUAGGCAUUUGAAGCAGCACUCAGGACUGAGCCAACGUGUCCUUGUGAAGUUUAUAAUUGGUGCACGUGGAUGUGAUGUGCCAGUGGAAGAUAGAGAAGAUCCUUAUUCAUGUAGACUUCUGAACAUUACUAACCCAGUUCUGAAUCAAGAAGUUGAAGCAUUCACUUUGCCAGAGGAUGAUACUUCAGUACUCUCAGAGGACGGAGUUGUCAGUGUGCAUUUCAAAGUCCUUUACCCAAUCGUCAUUACUAGUCUUGGAGUAUUCUACGAUGCUAAGGGCGUAGGAUUCCAGAGAAACAUCACAGUGAAAUUAUACCAGGCAGAACAGGAGGAGGCACUCUUCAGUGCUCGCUUUAGUCCACCUAGCUGUGGUGUGCAAGUGAACAGACUUUGGUACAAACCUGUAGAACAAUUCAUUCUGCCUGAGAGUUUUGAAGGCACUAUUGUGUGGGAAAGCCAGGAUCUCCAAGGCCUUGUUUCCAGAAAUCUUCAUAAAGUGAUGGUGAAUGAUGGCGGAGGUGUCUUCAGAAUCACUACGGCAGGGGAAGGGUCAUUGCCACAUGAAUUUACACAAGGUGUGGAGGGGAUCGCAGGAGGGUUUAUUUACACAAUUCAAGAAGGAGAAGUGCUCCAACAAAGCCUGCAGAGUCGCCCUGAAAGAUUCAUACAUCACAUAAGUAAACUUGAAGAGGAGGAUGCCUUAUUGAAGGAAGAAAGCAACACUUACGAUGAUAUUGUUUUUGUUGAUGUUGUUGAUACCUACAGAAAUGUUCCAGCCAAAUUACUGAAUUUCUAUCGAUGGACGGUAGAAGCAGCAAGUUUUGAUGUAUUGCUGAAGACAGAUGAUGACUGCUAUAUAGAUUUGGAGGCUGUGUUCAACAGAAUAAAGCUUAAAAGCUUGGGGAGACCAAAUACGUGGUGGGGAAAUUUCAGAUUAAAUUGGGCAGUCGACCGGACUGGGAAGUGGCAAGAACUAGAGUAUCCAAGUCCUGCAUAUCCAGCCUUUGCUUGUGGGUCUGGUUAUGUUAUUUCCAAAGACAUUGUAGAAUGGCUUGCAAGCAACUCAGAGAGACUAAAGAUAUAUCAGGGUGAAGAUGUGAGUAUGGGUAUUUGGAUGGCAGCCAUUGGGCCAAAACGAUAUCAGGACAAUCUUUGGUUAUGUGAGAAGACAUGUGAGAGUGGUAUGCUAUCCUCUCCUCAGUAUUCUCCAGAGGAACUUGCAGAGCUCUGGAAAAUAAAGGAACGAUGUGGAGAUCCCUGCAAAUGUGAAGAAAGAUGAAGUCUUGACAAAACAAAUUACAGCAUCAUCUGAACAACACUAUAGGAAAACCGGUAGAGUAUUCAGUGACGCAUUGGAGAAGAAAUGAAGGAGAAAGUCUCCAAGCAACUUCUAACAAAGGAAUUCCAUGAAUCUCCCCUGUAGUUUGUUGCUUGUGUCAAAUGUUGUGCUCCUACCCUACUGCUUACAUGCAAUGAGACAGGUAUGUACAUUCACUAUGGGUUGCAAACUACAGCCGGAAUUCACACAUUCUUCACAGAAGUGCUUCAUGUUGGUAAUUUGUCUUGUGUGAAGUAGCCCCUAGAGCAGUGUUUGCACAUUCUCCAUUCUUUUUCAUAAAGGGAUACUUUCCAUUUAGAACAUACUCCAGAAUAGUUUUACAAAGCCAAAUAUGAACGCAAAGCAACUUUCUUUACUAGUAAACUACGAAGUUUAACCCCUCUCAUGCAUUUCAUGUAUAAACAAAUAAGGAGGGUAGGCUUAGGGAUGCAGGUGUCCUACUGUAAGAAAAUUGUGCAAUUAAGCCUGCAGUUAUGUGCCAGUAUACCUUGCCUUAUA
Molecule: messenger RNA, 2116 nt
Organism: Elgaria multicarinata webbii
Lineage: Eukaryota; Metazoa; Chordata; Lepidosauria; Squamata; Anguidae
Gene: B3GALNT2
Product: beta-1,3-N-acetylgalactosaminyltransferase 2
Exons: 12
Coding region: 56-1558 (500 amino acids)
Cellular component (GO): Golgi membrane
Molecular function (GO): UDP-glycosyltransferase activity; hexosyltransferase activity
Source: RefSeq, a predicted model, not a curated record